AUGGCGAUUCCCAAGAGAAGAAACCAGGGAGACCACCACUCGCCAGCGGCAAAAAAGCGCAAAACGAAUACAAAGUUCAUGAGUGACGAUUUCAUGGCAGACUUUCCACCCACGGAUGAGCCUCUUGACAGCAGCAAUGGCCCACCGCUGCCCUCUACAGUCCUCGAAGAUGAUGAAAUGCAGGAUGGCAAGGAAAGAAAGCCUCCCCUACGGUCAACAUUCAACAUCAAACUCCCCGUACAACUCGAGUACCAUGACAACGUCCCCUACGAUUGGAUUAAAAAGCAAUACUCGCACUGCAUCAUACCUGAGUUAGGAGAGGAGUACAACUUUGCCUUCGAAUCUCCAACCUUCUAUUGCCUACGGGAUCUUCACAACGCUCGAGUCCGGAUCCGAGACGGAAAAUACCUUCCCGACUACCAGAUUUGUAGUCUUGCAACUCGCUGGAUUUGCUUGGAAGAGGAGGACAGACCGGCAUCUGAUGGUUACCUAGCCAAUGGCGAAAUCUUUGUUGCCACUUGUCUCCCCAUUGGCGUGAAUGAGGAUGAUUCUCUCCAGCAGUAUUUUGAGAUGUCCUACCCAACGGAACUCUCCGCGCAGCAUUACAUUCCACGCAGCAAGUACUCCGUUCACUUUGUGGGCCAGCCUAAUGAGAACGAGAACAACGAGAUCCAAGAAGUCAACGUCGGUUCGGUCCUCAUUCGUAACACCAGAACCGGUCAAAUGGUACACAUUGACACCGGGCCGUUCGCCAGCCGCAAGGAAAGAGCGAGAGAGGCAAGAGACGUACUAGGGGCCUGGUUAGAGUUUCAGAAAGAGAAGUGCCCAACAGCCGAUCUAGGACCCAUCAGCGAUUCUGAACCCUUGGUCCUUGACGUGGACAAGGAAACUUCCCCGAGCCUUCGGUCCAUCCACGCACUUGUCUCUGCGUCACUGUUCCUUCGCCGCCGCAUCACGAACUGGGGCGACGUGAAAUCUUUCAGGCUUCGAGGUGUACCUACCUCUACCACCGUGGCAAUUUACGCGCUACAGAAUAUCUCGGGCUGGCUUGGUCUGAGAUCCCCGGGGAGGCGUUCCAAAAAUGGCACCAAGGCACCCAAUAGCUUCCAGGACAACUACGACAAGGAUGCCCUGUUUGGCCGAAAGACACCUGCCCCAAUAUCCCAGCGUAUUGCCUCGGCUCAGAAAGGUAGACCGCCCGUCUACAACGAAGAGAUAAAUCUCGCCGAGAAUUCCAGCGACAACGAGGAUAGCCUCACCGAUGGCAGUACUGCCAGCAGCCGCAAUAGCAUCGACAGCGACCAGGAUACUGUUGUUGCUGGCCAAGUGACAAAUAAUAAUGAGCUAGUCAGUGAGAACGAGGAGAACAAUAACGAGGUUGCCAACGACAAGGAAUCCGCAACCAAGAAAUCAGUCAGCUGGAAGGAAUCUAUUGAAGAGGAACUCAAGCAUGGAGAGUCUGAGGAGCUCAACCAGAAAGAUUCCGACGGCGACGACCCCAAUCACGGGGAUGUCGAUGGUGAGAAACCCAGCAGCGACAGUGAGACCAACGGCAAUGACGAUAACGACCAGAGCUCUCCCGCUUCAACUUGA
Messenger RNA from Diaporthe citri, 1593 nucleotides. RefSeq lists its product as uncharacterized. Bases 1 to 1593 code for a protein of 530 amino acids. The record is from RefSeq and is a predicted model, not a curated record. NCBI's taxonomy places the organism in Eukaryota, Fungi, Ascomycota, Sordariomycetes, Diaporthales, Diaporthaceae. The transcript has a single exon.